This is a messenger RNA of Calliphora vicina (urban bluebottle blowfly), 5229 nucleotides long. RefSeq lists its product as uncharacterized. The record is from RefSeq and is a predicted model, not a curated record. Gene Ontology annotation, molecular function: nucleic acid binding. The coding region runs from base 1 to 5229 and encodes 1742 amino acids. Gene Ontology annotation, biological process: DNA integration. Lineage: Eukaryota; Metazoa; Arthropoda; Insecta; Diptera; Calliphoridae. The transcript has a single exon.
AUGUCCGUAUCAGAACUUGACAGAUUUAUUAGAGCUUCUGAUGCUCUUAUAAGCUUUCAGGCUUAUUUCAAUGACAUAAAAGAAGACGUUCAUACGGUUUUCACAUUGGAGCUUCAUAGUGAUGAAUUAAAAACUUUAAUGGACACAGUUAAGUUGACUUAUCAAAAAUGUUUAGACUUUUUGUCUACUUCGGACACAGCAGAGCCCGAUGAUAUUGACGUUACUUCAGCCAAGUACCAGUCGACUUACACUGCGUUUGUGAAUUGUUUAUCGAAAAUUAGGGAACGUUUACAUAACUAUGAAGAGACUCAAAAGACUAGUGACUCACCGGUAGUGAAUUCUAAUUCUGAAUCACAUCACAAUUUGGUAGUACCGCCCUGUGAUGUUGAGACCUUUGAUGGUGAAUACCUGUCUUGGCCCUCGUUUAGGGAUUUGUUUACCGCUUUAUAUGUAAAUAAUUCACGUCUUAGCAACAUUGAACGGAUGUGCCAUCUUAUACGAAAGACUAGUGGCGAUGCAAAGGACAUAGUUUCUAAAUAUCCGCUCUCUAAUCUAGGCUUUGAUAUGGCAUGGAGCAACCUUAGGGCUGCUUAUGAAAAUCCUCGUAUGUUGGUUAACAACCAACUAAAGAUACUUUUCAAUCUCCCUAUUUUAGAUAAGGAAACUUCUGUAGGUCUCAAGACGAUACAAAGGGGUAUAAACAGUUGUCUUUCGGCAUUAUCGAUUUAUAAAGUGUCAACGGAAAAUUGGGAUCCGAUGAUCGUUUUCAUGUGUAUUCAACGACUUCCCGAUUGCACUGUUACCUUAUGGGAACAGAGCAUAAAAGACAAAUUCGUAUUGUCUGUUUGGAAAGAUCUGGAUGCAUUUCUGACGGAAAGAAUUCAGACUUUAGAGUGUCUACGCGACAUUAGGGAAGUACCACAAACGAAAAAAUCAGUUGUUCAAAAGGUGAAUACGCAUCAUGCUACUUCAUCUUCUUCGCAUUCUUGUAGUCUUUGCAAGAAUCAAAGCCAUUUUCUGCGUGAUUGUAAAAGAUUUAAAAAGCUUUCGGUAAUGGACAGAUUUUCGACAGUAAAGAAAAAUAAUUGGUGUAUUAAUUGUUUAUCACGAACACAUCAAGUGAAAGAGUGUAAAAGUAUUCAUAGUUGUUCUAUUUGCAAGAAGAGGCACCACACUUUAUUACAUAAAAAUGAGCCUUCAGAAGAUUCAAGUCGAAGUUCUAGACCUUCUUCUUCGAGCGUAGGUACUAGUGCUAUAUCACAACCUACUCACUCUAGACCUAUAGAAUCUUCCCAAACAGCUAGUACUAGCGGUUUUAGCUCUUCUGCACCUCUUAAUCGACAGGCGUUUCACAUCUCACGAAACCAGACAGUAUUGUUAGGAACUGCGAUGGUGAAUAUUCAUCAUCAGGGUAUGACAUACCCAGCUCGUGCUCUUAUUGACCCUGCUUCGGAAACUUCGUUUAUCUCCGAACGGGUACAGAAUCGUUUGAAAAUUUCUGCGCAUUCGACGAAUGCCAAAAUUUCUGGUAUCAACCAAGCGAUUUCUGUAACAGCAAGGAAAUCGUGUUCCAUUUUUAUUGGCACGCCCUUGGAUUCUUCAAUUAUUUUGAGUACCAUAGCCCUUGUUCUACCAACCAUAUCUGGUAAUUUACCAUCUUUCAUUAUAUCAAAUGAUCUUCGCAAAGAUUUGCCUAAUAUACGUUUGGCAGAUUCUCAAUUCUUCGAUUGCAGACCAGUUGAUCUACUUUUAGGAGCGGAUCUAUUUCCGCAAAUUAUAAUGGGUUCAGUUAGAAACGUUUUAGGGACAUUAUUGGCUCAGGAAACGAUUUUCGGCUGGAUUAUCACCGGUCCGGUUCCACAGUCUUCGGUUCAGGUAUACAACACUAGAGUUGACUUUUCUGAAGAGGAUAACUUAAACCGUAUUUUACUUAGGUUUUGGGAAUUAGAGGAACCGCCAAAACGAAAAAUUAUGUCCGCACAUGAUCUUAUGUGUGAGGAAAAUUAUAGGAAAACUACUCGUCGAGAUUCUGAUGGUCGAUAUGUGGUAAAAUUACCUUUUAAACCGGAAUUUCCUGACACGCUUUUUCUAGGCCAUUCUAAACAGAAUGUUAGGGCUCAGUUUUUAAGGACUGAAUCUUCGCUCUUGCGGAACCCUCUUAUCAAGAAUAUGUAUGAUGACGUUGUUAGGGAAUAUUUGACUCUAGACCAUAUGCGACCGGUUAGAGAAGAAUCGAUUUCUUCUUGCUAUCUACCUCAUCACCCAGUGAUAAAAUUAGAUAGAAAAACAACUAAAUUGCGAGUAGUUUUUAAUGCGUCCAAUAAAACGUCUAAUGGCCACAGUCUAAAUGAUUGUUUGUUUGUGGGACCCACAUUGCAGGCAGAUCUAGUUCUCCUGAUUUUACGUUGGCGUUUCUUUAGGUUUGUGUUUAAUUGUGAUAUAACACAGAUGUAUAGGCAGAUAAGACUUGAUAGGUCUCAUACUCCAUUUCAGCGAAUUUUGUUUCGUGAUACUCCGACGGAGGAAAUAAAAGAGUAUGAGUUACAGACUGUAACUUUCGGUGUCAAUUGCGCACCAUAUCUUGCCAUUCGUACUUUGUUACAAUUGGCUGAUGAUGUAGAAUGUAAACACCCAUUAGCGGCGGAAAUUCUAAGGAAAUGUAUGUAUGUCGACGACGUACUAAAUGGAACUCAUGAUAUCCCAACCGCGUUGAUCGCUCGCGAUCAACUUAUAGCGGCUUUGUCUUCAGCGGGUUUUGAACUCAGGAAAUGGACUUCCAAUGAGAAGGCUAUCUUAGCCGGGUUUCCUGUGGAACAUUUAGUAGAUGCCAAACUUUUAAAAUUUGUAGAGUCAAGUAGCUCUAAAACUCUUGGCUUACAGUGGAAUGCACACUUGGACUCCUUCUAUUUCAAUGUGGACCGUAUUUCGAUGCGAUCAAGUCACACGAAGAGGGAAGUGUUGUCUAUUAUUGCGAGGUUAUUUGACCCUGUUGGUUGGUUAGGACCAGUCAUUAUUGUCGCUAAGAUGGUAAUGCAGAGGGUUUGGCAAGAUCAAGUAGAGUGGGACGAAUCUCUCAAACCUGCUACAGAAGCCGAAUGGCAAAAAUUUGCUUCUUCAUAUCAUGAAGUGAACCAAAUUCAAAUUCCUAGAUGGGUUCAUUAUGUACCUAAUUCUAAAAUAGAGCUUCACGUCUUUUCUGACGCAUCGGAAAAGGCAUAUGCAGCGGUAAUUUACGCGCGAAUUGAAACACCUGAUGGCGAAAUUUUUACUCAUUUGCUGACAAGUAAAACAAAAGUUGCUCCCAUAAAGUCGAUUUCACUACCACGUCUUGAACUUUGUGGUGCAGUUCUUGCGGUGGAUCUUUUGAAAUCAUUAUUAUAUGAAAUUGAUAUCCCGUUAUGCCAAAUUUAUUGUUGGACCGAUUCUACAAUCGUCCUAGCUUGGUUGAAAAAAGACCCUUGCUCAUGGGCAACCUUUGUCGCCAACCGAGUAUGUAAAAUACAGGAAAUUGUCGGAAGACAUAAUUGGCACCAUGUCAAAUCAGAAGAGAACCCAGCAGACUUGGGAAGUCGAGGCAUCUCGCCCUCUGAUUUGUCACAUUGCGAGCUUUGGUGGCAUGGCCCAUAUUGGCUUCGGGAGAAAAGCACUACCUGGAAUUUUGGUUAUUUGUCUUUAUUGGAUACGGAUUUGGAAGCUCGUGCAGUAAAAUCGCAUGCUUCAUUUUUUAACAAUUAUGAAGAUAUUUUAGAGAGAUUUUCUUCACUUGAUAGAGCAAUUAGAGUGUUAGCAUAUGUUUUUAGAUUUUUCUAUAAAACCCAUUCUGCUCAUAGAAAUAGAAACUCUUAUGAAUCUACCACGGUUACGAAUAUUGAAGUGAAACAAGUGAAAUUACGAUUGGCCAUUCUUGCCCAAAAAGUCAAUUUCGCCGAAGAGUACAAAUGUCUUUUGGAAAAAAGACCCCUAUCUUCAAAAAGUUCACUUUUAACGUUGAAUCCAUUUCUGGAUAAUGAAGGUGUCAUGAGACUCAACGGUCGCUUGGCUAAAUCACCUUCAUUAGUUUACACCGAACGGCAUCCCAUAUUGUUGCCAUAUUCUUGUCGCUUUACACUUCUUUUGACUGAAUUUGUACACAUGAUUUCUAUCCAUGGUGGAAAUCAAUUAAUGCUCAGGAUAUUGAGGAUCGAGUAUUGGGUACCUCGUUUGAGAACACUUGUUCGAGCGGUUGUUAACCGCUGCAAACGUUGUAUCCUCGAUCGUAAACGUACAUGUACGCAAAUAAUGGCUGCGUUACCUCCUGAACGAACUCAGAUAAGCCGACCAUUUACGACAACUGGAGUUGACUUCGCAGGGCCCUUUGACAUGAAAAAUUUAAGUGGUAGGUCAGGUCAAAUUUUGAAAGCCUACGUCUGUAUUUUUGUUUGUUUUUCAACAAAAGCCAUUCAUUUGGAAGUAAGUUCAGAUUUAUCAACGGAUAAAUUCUUAGCCGCUUUUAAUCGAUUUAUAUCGAGGCGAGGUUGUCCAACUACCAUGUUUUCCGAUAACGGUACAAACUUUGUUGGAGCCUCUCGUGAGAUAGAAAGGGAUUUUAAAACAUUUUUAUUAGAAAGUCGCGCUCGGAUGUGUUCCACUUUUGGUAUUAAUGGACUGUCAUGGCGAUUUAUUCCAGCCGGCGCUCCUCACAUGGGAGGCUUAUGGGAAGCUGGAGUUCGAAGUUUUAAACUUCAUUUUCGAAAAGAAGCCCAGUCUGUAAAAUACACAUUUGAGGAAUUAUCGACGGUCCUCGCGAGAAUUGAAGCUUGUCUUAAUUCGAGGCCGCUUUGCCCCAUGAGCGACAAUCCUAAUGAGCCAGUAGCUCUUACUCCGGGCCAUUUUUUGAUUGGCUCGCCCAUCUUAGCUCCCCCGGAACCUUCUAUAUACGAAUCCCCUCUAAGUUUGGUAAAUCGAUAUCGAAAAGUAAAAGCGCUAACCCAUCACUUCUGUCGACGAUGGAAGGAAGAAUAUUUAACGAACUUACAUAAAAGAUAUAAAUGGAAAUGGCCGGAACGAGAGAUCGCUAUAGGUGAUUUAGUAGUCAUUAGAAACGAACAAUUGUCACCGACUUCUUGGAAAUUAGGACGAGUCGUUAAAACUUAUCCGGGAAGUGAUAGUCACGUACGCGUCGCGGACAUACGUACUGAAAAUGGUGUGGUAAAGCGACCAAUUACUAAGCUGGUCGUUCUGGCCAGUUAA